Panicum hallii is the source of this 1195-nucleotide messenger RNA. RefSeq lists its product as uncharacterized. The transcript has a single exon. Bases 315 to 968 code for a protein of 217 amino acids. The record is from RefSeq and is a predicted model, not a curated record. Lineage: Eukaryota; Viridiplantae; Streptophyta; Magnoliopsida; Poales; Poaceae.
GCAGGGGCGCCUGGCUCGCCGCCGUCGACGAGGACUGCAACGCGAAGCUCCUCAACCUCUACACCGGCGGCCGGGUCGGCCUCCCGGCCGUGUCUACCAUCCCCGGCGUCGAGCCCAGCGGCUACCACUGCAAGGUCCGUCACGUGACGCGGUAGGACACGUACACGUACACGUUCCGCAAGAUCGUGGUGUGCGACACGCCGUCGGCGUCGGGCGCCGGAGCCUACUUGGCAGUCGCGAUUGUCACGACCCUGAUCCUGGCCGUCGCGCGAGGCGGCGACCGGAGCUGGACGACGCUGAAGAACCACCGUGACAUGCUGGCCGGCUACGACGACGCCGUCGUGCACAAGGGCAGGGUCUUCGCCGUCGACGUAGCGGGCAGCGUGUUCGCCUGGGACCUGCCGCGCGCCGCCGGCUCGCGACCGGACCCGCAGCGCGUGGCGGCGCCCGGAGCCACGUCCAACGGCGAGUCGAUGUACCAGUGGAACCUGGCGGAAUCGGCGGACGGCCGCCGCCUCAUCCUCGCCUGCACGCACGGCAGGUACGCCAACCAUGAGAAGCGCGGCCGCAACGUCUCCACCAGAACCGUCAACCGGUUCCACGGCGACGGCGUCCGCCUGCACGAGCUGGACGUAGGCGACGCUGCCGGCGGUGACGGGCGGCGCUGGCGCCGAGUCACCAGCCUUGGCGGCCGCGCCCUGUUCCUCGGCGCCAACUGGCCGCUCUGGGCGACCGUGACCCGCGGACCGCCGGGGCAGGUUGUCCAGCCCAACUGCGUUUACGUUACGCCGGCCGCGCUGUUCGGGUACCCGGACGAGGACUUCGACGUGGUCGCGCACGAUUUGGGGGACGGGAGCUGCCGGCAGAUCAAGGUGUCCACCGCGGAUCGGGACGAGGACGACGAUGGCUUUGUGAUACCAAUCUGGUUUACGCCGACGCUACAGAUGUGGAGUCGACGAGCGAGUUGAUUUGUCCUUUGGAAUGCAAUGGCUCGGCAGAAGGUAUGCAGGCUGCUUUGAGCAAAUGGUUACAAUACAAGUGUGUACCUAGAGUAGUUAAUCUCGAAUUCCUGUCACGUUUUAGGCACAAAGUUUAAUGCCUGCAAUGCAAGCUCGUAUGGAAGUUGGUGACUAAGCCCAGUUAGCAAUAUCUUUGGAAAAUAGCGGUGGCGCGUAUAGAGAUCUACAGUCUCGCG